UGUCUGCAGCGCUUCAGGAAGACCCUCCGCCUUUCACCGUGGAGCUGGACGGUGAAUGCGUCAGGGUGUCAAUUCUGCCCUGUCCCAUAAUGCAACCUUGAAGGAUGCAGAUGUGUCAGAUUUCGUGCGUUUUGUAAGAGGUCAUUUUAUUUGUGCACAAAUGCAAAUCUAGAAGCAACUGUUGGAAUAUUCCCAUUAAGCAGCAUGACUUGUGUUUCCAUUCCCACCAGAUUUCAGGACAUAAACCCACUCAUGGACUGAGUGGGAGGUUGCAGCCCUGCUCUGUAAAUGAUGCCAUGUAAAUGGUGCUUCACCCUCCAGCCCCAGCUGCCUCCUUCAUACACAGUGGUUUCCUGUGUGAAGCAGCUUUUCACUGGGCAGGUCUGCUUUUCCCUUCCACUCUCCCCAAUCAACAAUGAUGCUUUGAUCGCCGGGGCUGGAAUGCCAUCUAGACCUUGAUCCUUGAGGACUGCUAAUCAUGGAGCUCUGCAUGAGGGCGUUUUGAUUAAUGAACAGCUCUCAUGUUGAAGUUGGAAUGUGCUUUUCAUCAUUUUGCAGAGGCUGCAUUUCAUCUCAUUUCAGGGUGUUUGAAGCUGACACUCCUACUGAUACCUUUAGACUCAAGGAUCUGGUUGGUUUAAUAUGUAUUGAUUUUUAUUAUCUAUAAAUUUAACUGCCAAUAGAACAAAACAGGCUCCCACAAAUUACUGAUGAACUUAAUUAUUAGACAUUUUCACAUAAAUCAUAGCCUGAACAGCUGAUUUCCCAACUAGGAAAUCUCAAGAUCCGUCCAAACUUUGCAGCUCCUCAGCAAUGAAAAGCCUCACUGUUAUUAAAUGCAUAUUGAAGUUUCCAUGCAGCAAAGCCAGUUCACUGGAAACCUGUUAUUUUCCCAUGUGAGGCCAUGGAGCUGGUUACGCUUGGGCAGGACGGGACAGGCUGACAGCAUUGUGGGUGACGACUGCGGCCGGAUCAGCUUCUCCGCCUAAAGCAGUGCAUUGGAUACACCAUGACUGUGCAGAAAUCCAACGUGCACUGCACUACAGAAGCUCCACUGUCUGUGAUCUGCAUGCAUGCCACCGCUGAUCGAUAGCAGAUAAUAAAAGAGCAGCCGGUGAAGAAUUUAGGACAGCGCUGGUGUCUGUAUUGAUUGAGCAGCUCCAAAGUUUCCUGCCAACUUCACCAGCUUGCUGAAAUAGAGAACAUUGAUCAUGGAUGCUCAGCAGGCGGGUUAGGACCAGCCUGAGACCUCCACCUCCCUCCUUCCCUCCCAUCCCAGCCUCGUCCCGCCAUGGCCGGCAGAAGCCCCACACUGAGUCGGGGGGGCGGGGAUUCGACGCCGAGGACCCCCGAGGCUGGCCCAAACCCUCCCCCGGCCCCUGGAGUCUUCUGUAAGCUGUGCCUCAGCGACCAGCCCUCUGCAGCCGUCAGGGAGCUGCAGAGCUGCAACUGCAUCUUCUGCACAUCAUGUUUGCAGCAGUAUGUUCAGCUGGCCAUCAUAGAGGGAGGGGGGGCGCCCAUCACCUGCCCAGAUAUGACCUGCCAAAAGACUGGAACACUUCUGGACUCUGAGAUAGCUGAUUUGUCCUCGUUGGACCAGGCAGAGCUGUAUCAGCGUCUUAAGUUUGAGCGAGGAGUGAAGCUGGACCCGACUAAAGCCUGGUGCCCGGUUCUGGAAUGCCAGGCGGUUUGCAGUUUGAGCCCCGGGUCGGAGGGACAGCCCACCGCCGUGCCCUGCCCCACCUGCCGCGCCGUCUUCUGCUCCGGCUGCCGGGGGCCCUGGGGGGACGGCCAUACGUGUCCCGAGCGCCAGCCCAUGAUGUCAUCCUUGCCAUCUCGUGAAAGCAGGAGUCGCUCCGACAGCGACUCUGACUCACCCAUCAAACAGUGUCCGAUGUGUGGAAUCUACAUCGAGAGGAACCAGGGCUGCGCUCAGAUGCUCUGUAAAAGCUGCAAACACACCUUCUGCUGGUACUGUCUGCAGAACCUGGAUGGCGAUAUCUUCUUGAGGCACUAUGAUAAGGGGCCGUGCAGGAAUAAACUGGGACACUCCAGAGCCUCUGUGAUGUGGAACCGAACCCAGGUGGUGGGCAUCCUGGUGGGCGUCAGCAUCGUGGUGCUGGUGACCUCGCCGCUCCUCCUGCUGGCCUCGCCCUGCAUCCUCUGCUGCGUCUGCAAACCCUGCCGAGGAAAGAAGAAAAAGAAGAAGAAGAAGAGGAAGAAGGACGUCGGGACGCCGGACGCCUCCACAUCGUAGCAGCCCUGAUAGAUGCAGCCUUUGAAACACCAUGAAACCAACAGACCACUGGGGCUGUGGAGAGGGACGGAUGCCGCUGUGGGACACUAGAGUGGGUUUUCAUUAUGACUCCACAGACUGGAAGCCUCCUCAGUGGUGCAGUUAUGUCGUCAAGGUCAAAAAAAGAACUUUCACCUUAACCCAUAAAGACCCAAACAUCCACUGGUGAACAAAAGCAUCUACUGAUCUAAAAUAGACCUGUUGAGCCACUAAACCCACCAAUACAUGCGAAUAAUUGGUGUAAA
Messenger RNA from Sphaeramia orbicularis (orbiculate cardinalfish), 2541 nucleotides. It is a transcript of the gene rnf144b, whose product is annotated as ring finger protein 144B. The coding region runs from base 1292 to 2257 and encodes 321 amino acids. Gene Ontology annotation, molecular function: zinc ion binding; ubiquitin-protein transferase activity. Gene Ontology annotation, biological process: protein ubiquitination. Lineage: Eukaryota; Metazoa; Chordata; Actinopteri; Kurtiformes; Apogonidae. The transcript is spliced from 8 exons. The record is from RefSeq and is a predicted model, not a curated record.